Molecule: messenger RNA, 2818 nt
Organism: Tympanuchus pallidicinctus (lesser prairie-chicken)
Lineage: Eukaryota; Metazoa; Chordata; Aves; Galliformes; Phasianidae
Product: adrenodoxin-like protein 2, mitochondrial
Exons: 4
Coding region: 1454-2245 (263 amino acids)
Biological process (GO): positive regulation of oxidoreductase activity; P450-containing electron transport chain
Cellular component (GO): mitochondrion
Molecular function (GO): 2 iron, 2 sulfur cluster binding
Source: RefSeq, a predicted model, not a curated record
GAAGUUUUGCUCCGGAAAUUCUGGGUUUACUCUUAGGCAUGCUGCUAGAUAGAAUUGGAAGGAAGAAGUAAGGGAAUAAAAGAACAAAAAAAAAAACCAACCCAAAAUAACAAUAACAACAACAAAAAAACACCAAAAAAAAAAAAAACAACCCUGACACCAACAGACUUUUUUCCUCGCUGUUACAAAGACCUUAGCACAGGAUAUCUGAGCCCAGCUUAGGAUGUGGUUCCAUCCCACCCUAUCAUGGCUACUUCUGUUUUCACAAGAAAACUGCUGCUUGCCUCCCUGCAGGAUUGGGUGUGAUGAUCUCAGGCCUGGCUUCCCUCUCAAUGCUCUCCUCUCUUCCAUCUGGUGGCAUUGACCUGUCACUUGCUGUGCUCUGAGUUCCUGGCAAGGAGAGAGGUCAGUGUCAGGCAAACACACAAAUGUCCUUGCUGUGAAAACUGCUGCACAUACAUCUAGUUUAUCUCUUGUUUCAAGGUUUGCUGGAGAUAAGAUGCUUUGUGGUUUGUUUGUUUGGAUCACUGGUUUGCCUGCUGCACCUCUUGAUGGUGCCUGAGAAGUGAAGGCAGGAUUGGGCACAGGAUGUGAGUGCAUGGAGAGAGGAACGUUUUACAGCCAAUUCUCAUUCUUAUACUUCAGAUUUUUUUCUCCUGUAUGGAGUGAUUAAAAAGUCAAAUUUCAAAAGUUGUUGUCUAUGCCGGCUAGUAUUAUAUUAUUUCAUUAAAAAACUUGAUUAAAUCAAGCAUCCUAAUGAAUGGUGAACUGUUAAUUGGAGGGACAAUUCAGGAUCCUGAGAUGAGAGCUGUUCUCACACUCCGCAAAAAACAAACAAACAAAAAAACCAACAACCAAAACUGAAACUGUCCACUGCAGAGUUUUGUUUCUCAGGCAAAGUGAUUUACCCUGGAGCAGAGCAACACUAUACUGAUGUCACUGUUUCAGGAAACAAACUGGAAGAUUCCUCUUGGAAGCUUCACAAGCAUGAAAUAUCAGUUACUGUGAAAUGUGAUCCCUAUCUGUGCCUCUGUGGCACUUUUCAACGGAGAAUUUAACAACUGAAAGAACCGUGGCUGCUUUUUGUGACUGUCCUGGGAAGUGUAUGAAUGAAUAUUCGCAUUCUGCAGCUGGGAGCCUGCAGUACUGGGGAACGAUGUAGCCAGAUGUUGUCCAUGUCAGGAGGAUGUCUGAGUAAGUCUGCCUUUCACCCUGUUUGUGUAAGAACUGAUUGGGCCCCCAUGUGUCUUCACAAGGCACCAUCAUUCAGGCCUUCAGUGUUUCCAUUACUCUACUUUUCCAAUAGUCAGUUUGUUACCAUCUCCCUGUCCCCUAAUAUAGUUAGACACUGCACUGAACACAGCUCCUAAAAUUUGGAUUUGGGGCUAGUUUCUGUAAGGGAAGUCUGGAAGGCAAAACAAGAGGAAUCUUCCUCGGGGACUGAUGUGAGGAAAUGAUGCUUGUUACAGUACUUUGCUCAGUACCCCUGAGUGCUCUGUUACAACCACAAGUGGGCUGGAGAGCAGCAAGAUUCAUGCACAACUCCUCCCGCUCCUCCUCCCUCCCCAGAGAGGCUGUCCUUACUUUUUUCUAUUCCCCCCUCCUCCCCCCCACCAUAUUUAUAACUCUUACUCUAGCUUGCCUUGCAACAGAAGACAUCCCAGGAAGCACAAAGAAAGACCUCAGUAGCAUGAUAGCUCAAGGCAUCUCGGGGCUCAUGCGACCCUUGUUAAGUGGACUGAAAGUGAGUAAAACUCACUUUGUUUAUUUCUGUGAGGUGACUGGGCAGAAUUGCUUACGAUCAAAGCAGAUGUCAAGAAGAGGCUUCAGCUCCACAUGCAAGCUCCAGUGUUCUCCUGGGGAAUCGAGCUCGGCAGAUUCAGUGACAGUGCAUUUUAUAAAUCGGGAUGGAGAGCGACUCACAACCACGGCCAAAGAAGGGGAGAGUCUGCUGGAAGUGGUAGUCAACCAAAACUUGGCCAUUGAUGGAUUUGGUGCAUGUGAAGGGACAUUAGCUUGCUCCACCUGCCACCUCAUCUUUGAGAAAGAUGCCUUUCAAAAGCUGGAUGCCAUCUCAGAUGAAGAGAUGGACAUGUUGGACUUGGCAUAUGGACUCACAGAGACAUCUCGCCUUGGAUGCCAGGUGCGCAUUAAGAAGUUGAUGGAUGGUCUGACAGUGCAGGUCCCCGUGGAAGUAUCAGAUAUUAGGAAUCAGCUGGAGGUUGGAAAGCAAAGCAAGCAGUAACCAGAAACAAUUCCUUCACAACCUGCCUCCUUAGGUGUGGAGGGACACUUUGCUUUAUGUUAACACCAGUACUCUGCAGCUGGUUUAUGGUAGACAAUAGAAGUCUGGUUUAGUAUAUAUGACUGUUCAGCAAAUCUCUUAUUUAAACAAAGCUUAAUGCUAGGAUUUUCAACGUAAGUUUUAAAUAAGUGUUCUCAUGAGCACAACUGGAUGAAAACAUGUGGCUUUACAAUUCUCUGGUAGCAGUAAACAUUUGUAUUGUGUGUAACUCAUCUCCUUUUAAAUUUAAGUAUUCCACUAUUCUAUGUAGCUACUGGGAAUUCUGUGAUGUUCUAUUACUUAACUGCAGAGCAGAUCUUUCCCAAUUUGGGAAGCUUGAGAAGAGGUAGCUGUUCCAAAAGCAAGGCUGUGCUACUUGGCUUGAUGACAUCGACAAUCUUAGUCUGCUUAGCAGGAGCAUUUGAAUGCAUGUCACUGAAUUGUUAUGUGCCAUGAUAUGCUAAUUUCUCUAAAUAACACAUUUUCUCAUUAAUGUAUUGCAGCCGUACAUAAAAUAAAAUCCUAAUAAUCAGG